AUGGUGCGCAAACUCAAGCAUCACGAGCAGCGCUUAUUGCGUAAAGUCGACUUCGUCAACUACCCACAAGAUGCGACACAUCGCUCUGCCGCCAUCAUACGCCGCUAUUCGCUCUCGAACCCGACAGAUUACACUUCCUACAACCGUCUAGCAGGCAAUCUUCGCCAUUUGGCCCAUCGCAUUGCACUCCUACCGCCAGAAUCAGCUUUCCGACGCAAGCAGGAAGACUUGCUACUAGAGAAGCUUCACGAUAUGGGCUUGCUUGGGAUCGGUGGAGAGGGCAAGGGCAAAUUGAGUGAUGUGGAACGGAAAGUCACAGUCUCAGCUUUCUGCAGAAGACGGUUGGGUGUUGUAAUGACCAGGCUGAGGAUGGCGGAGACAGUCAGUACGGCGAACAAGUUCAUUGAGCAGGGGCAUGUAAGGGUGGGCACUGAAGUGGUGACGGACUCUGCGUUUCUGGUGAACCGGAACAUGGAAGACUUUGUCACGUGGGUCGACUCCUCCAAGAUCAAGCGCAACAUCAUGAAGUACCGCGACAAGCUGGAUGAUUUCGACUUGCUCUGA
Recurvomyces mirabilis is the source of this 564-nucleotide messenger RNA. RefSeq names its product U3 small nucleolar ribonucleoprotein imp3 (gene imp3). Gene Ontology annotation, biological process: rRNA processing; ribosomal small subunit biogenesis. The transcript has 2 exons. The record is from RefSeq and is a predicted model, not a curated record. Gene Ontology annotation, molecular function: structural constituent of ribosome; rRNA binding; snoRNA binding. Gene Ontology annotation, cellular component: small-subunit processome; Mpp10 complex; small ribosomal subunit. The coding region runs from base 1 to 564 and encodes 187 amino acids. Lineage: Eukaryota; Fungi; Ascomycota; Dothideomycetes; Mycosphaerellales; Teratosphaeriaceae.